CAUCUGCUACUAAGCAACUACCAGUCUCAAAUUCCUCAACACAAUCGCCAUUCAUGGCUUUCUCUCUUCUUCCCUUUCUAUUCUCUCUCCUUCUUCCCAUCCCUUCCACGGCCAACAACCUCCACAGACCAACCCUUUUCCGACCAGAUUUCAUUUCAGAACCGACAUCUUCAAACUUACAAGAUAUCCCACCGACUAGAUACUUUGAAGUUACAAAACCCAUCAAGCAUCCUCGUUCAAAACCCUGCUCUCAUCUCAUUCUUCAACACGAUUUCGGAUAUACCUAUGGUAAAUCCCCUGUUCUUGCCGAUUAUAAGCCUCCAUUAGACUGCCCUAAUCUAGAUUUUGACUCAAUCGUUCUUGAAUGGGAAGCCACAUCUAAAGGUAGGCAAUUCGAUCGUAUAUUUGGUGUCUGGUUAGGCGGCGUCGAGCUCCUCAGGAGUUGUACGGCGGAGCCGAGAGCGACAGGGAUUGUUUGGACGGUUGAGAAGGAUAUUACGAGGUAUUAUUCAUUGUUGAUGUCAAAUCAAACGCUUGCUGUUUAUCUUGGGAAUCUUAUUGACAACACUUAUACUGGUAUUUAUCAUGUUAAUUUGACCAUUCAUUUCUAUCCUGCUCAAGAACAUCAUCGGAAUACUGAUUCUAGGGCGGAUCUUAUCAUACCCAUUUCGAGAAAUUUACCUUUGAAUGAUGGGUUGUGGUUCGAGAUCCAAAAUUCGACUGAUGUAAAAUCGAAGAUGUUUAGUAUUCCUAAGAACACUUAUAGGUCUGUUUUGGAGAUUUACGUUUCAUUUCAUGAAAACGAUGAAUUUUGGUACUCUAAUCUUCCGAAUGAGUACAUUAACGCAAAUAACCUCACUGGUUUCGCUGGAAAUGGACCCUUUAGGGAGGUUGUAGUUGGAUUGGACGGUUCUGUGGUCGGAGCUGUCUGGCCUUUCACUGUUGUAUACACCGGAGGAAUUAAUCCUCUUCUGUGGAGACCCAUAACUGGAAUUGGUUCAUUCGAUCUCCCUUCUUAUGAUAUCGAGAUUACACCAUUUUUAGGAACUAUCCUCAAUGGGAAUAUCCAUGAGUUCUCUUUUGCAGUCACGAAUGCUUUAAAUGUUUGGUAUAUAUCUGCCAAUUUGCAUUUAUGGCUUGAUGAUAAAAGUGAAAGAACAGUUGGAAAGCUUUUGAGAAACGAUGGUUUGCCUCUUGUUUACUCGUCGCAGCUGAAUUUCACCGGUUUGAUUGGAAAUUUCUUGACAACAUCUAGUAGAUCGAUAUUAUCAUCUGGAUGGGUGAAAUCGUCUCAUGGAAAUAUCACGACUGAUUCUAUUCAAGCGUUUGAAUUCACAAACUCUAUGGAAAUGGGUAAUGAAGGAAAUCUACAAAUUAUAGACCAGAGAAUUGAUUUCAAUGAUUCAAUUCGAUCAAAGAUAGACGUGUUUGAUUCGUUGAAAAGAUUUUCGCUUCAAUUUUACUCUGAUACUAAUGAUGAAGGAAAUGGUUCGUAUAGUAUGGUGGCGAAUCUGACUCUUGGUUUGAACGAGAAGAGGUUUGGUAAUGGAGGGUUGGUUAGUUCUCUGGAGAAUGUUCAAAAAGGGGAAGGUUAUAUUCGAGUGAAGGGCAAUUUGGUAAGUAGUGGAUUGGGUAGUACUCAACAAAUUUACGAUUAUAAAGAUUAUAAAGAUGAUGGAUCUUGCUAUUUUAGGAACGUUAGCAGUUCGAAUUACACUAUUCUUUAUGAUCGAAUUGGAAGAGGUUCGUGUGGAGGGUUGGUUGAACCUCUUCCUUCUUUCGUUUAUGAUGAUCAUCAGAGAUCGCUAUGAAGAUAUGAACACGUUGAAUAUAAUCUCCUUCGAAGUUUGUUGAAAGGUCUAUUUUAUCCAAUGUUUUGUUGGUUAAAUUUGCUUUAUUUGAGGAAAAACUUCUAUCCCAGCAAAUGUUACAAUGACCGAUUGGGAUGGGGCAAAAAAAAAAGCAUGAAGGUUAGGGUUUUGGAGUAUGGGAGUGUCAAAAACUCAAGUUGGUGUAUUUUUAUUUUAAAUGUUUGAAGAUUAGGGUUAUUUUGGCUUGUAAAAUAAAAAUGAUAAGAGUUUGCA
This is a messenger RNA of Impatiens glandulifera, 2084 nucleotides long. Its product is annotated as peptide-N4-(N-acetyl-beta-glucosaminyl)asparagine amidase A. The record is from RefSeq and is a predicted model, not a curated record. Gene Ontology annotation, cellular component: vacuole. Lineage: Eukaryota; Viridiplantae; Streptophyta; Magnoliopsida; Ericales; Balsaminaceae. The coding region runs from base 54 to 1811 and encodes 585 amino acids. The transcript has a single exon.